Messenger RNA from Solea solea (common sole), 3498 nucleotides. It is a transcript of the gene cdca2, whose product is annotated as cell division cycle associated 2. The record is from RefSeq and is a predicted model, not a curated record. Gene Ontology annotation, biological process: regulation of chromosome segregation; regulation of mitotic nuclear division. The transcript is spliced from 16 exons. Bases 190 to 2874 code for a protein of 894 amino acids. Gene Ontology annotation, cellular component: nucleus; chromosome. Lineage: Eukaryota; Metazoa; Chordata; Actinopteri; Pleuronectiformes; Soleidae.
GAACCGCGGCUGCCGUCCGCGGGUCUGUGUGGCGUGGAGCGAAAUUUGAACCUCCCCGUGCUGCAGUUGGGCUGUGUUUUUGUUGGUUUUUAGUUUUUAUGAACGUGUUUUAAGAUGCGCGUGGCGUUUUUAUGACACAAUUUUAUAUUUUUUUUAGUAGCAGAACCACACAGUCAAUAACUCGACGAGAUGUCUGCCGUAGAGAUUAACACUGCUAGCACUGACGGAGAUGAGAGGGAGAAAAUGUUGUCUCCGUCAGAAGAGAGCACCCCUCCACUAUUAAACGGCACUUCUGCCCACCUGAAUUUCUGCACGCUCACACCGCGUCAGUUUGGGAUCUCGGCGCAGAGUUUUACCCCUGCACUGUCAUCGAACUGCAAAGACAAGUCUCGUCUAGCACAAAUAAAGGCAAGGCGGCGGUCCAGUGUUGGUGUCCGAGGCUCCCCAGAGACAAACUCACUCAUCCGCUUCAUGGCACAGCAGAGGAUGAAAACUCCAACAACCCAACACACUUCAGAGCCUGUCAGAAAUAGCCCCUUCCUUCCACGCGUCCCUUCCACACUGAGGCAGAAGAUGGCCUCCUUCCAGGGUCUGAUGGAUGUGGAGGAGAGUGAGGUCUGUGAUCUGAUGCCAGAGCAGGACAACAACAAGGGAGAAUGCAUCAAGACAAGAGAUUAUCUGUCGGAUGGGAGCAGCAAGGAGAACCACCCACCAGUGAAGAGGAGGAGGUGCCUGGCCCCACUUGAAAGCUCUGUGGUGCAGAUUAAAAAGGCCAGCGCUCCUGUCCUUCAGUUCAAGUUUAAAGAGCACGAGGAGGCUGAAGUACCAGUGCCACAGGUUUUAACACCAAGACCGAUGCCACCCAGUGAGACUGUGAGAGAGGCCCAGGCUGUGCUGAUUUCCCCACCUGUACAUGUUGAAUCUGAGCUCCAGCCAUGUUCCCCUUCUAAGAACCAACAGGACGGUGUCUUUGCACUGCAUAGCCCCAACCGACCACCAGCUGAUGAUCCUGCUUCACCACCUCACCCCGUCUCUCCCUUCCACAUCACCUCCCUCCCUUCUCUGCUUGAGAUGAAGCCCACAGGAAAGGAUGACUCCACUGGCUUGUCUGCUGUAAAGAGGAAAAAGAAGGUGCACUUUGGAGGUCCGCUCUCCCCUGAGUUAUUCGAUAAGAACUUGCCCCCCAGCACCCCAUUACAGAAGGGUUCCACUCCUGCCCGAGCACCCACCCCAGGUGGGGCCUUACUGCUGCGCUCACUGCUGAAGACACCGCAGAGAAGUGUAGCCCAGACGCCGCAAGCUCAGCCAGACUACAGCGACCACGCCGAGUUUGGUGCCUCUCCUACACUAGCACUCCCUCGCAACUUCAGAACGCGGCCUGUGGGCGAAGAGAGUGAGGAAGCGGGAGAAAAGAUCGUUUUCCCUUCAUUGGAGGAGAUUGACUCUGCACAGUCAAAUGAUUCAGAAUAUACGUGGGACUCCCAGCCAUUAAACCUAAACGCUGCUUUCAAUGAGGAGUCUCCUUCUCACAUAAUGACAGAGUCAGAGAGUGAACCCAUCACAGCAUCCCAGAUGGAUGUCCUCGGUGAGCCUGCAUCUUUACCAGAGAAGGAGAAACAGCCUGAAGCAACUGCAGUCAGAUCUCGCACCCGAAGGAAGAAGUCAGAACCGGGGUGUGAAUCUACCAGCGAGGCUCCAGCUGACUCCAGCAGUCGAAAGAGAAAGCGCACACAGGAGAGUGAACCUGUGAAGAGGUCGACACGCUCUGCUGCCAAGAUGGCCUCUGGGAAGAUGAAGCAAACCACCACAGCGACACGUCAGUGGAAAAAGGACGUGGAUCGCUCCCUGUAUGGCUCUCGGGCAUUCGCCUCUAAGAACCCCUCCCUGAGUCCCAUCACCGAGCUGCUGUCUUUCUUCAGUCAGUCCCCAGCUACACAGCCAACUCCCUCCAUCAGCUGCACAGAACAUACAGCACCAAAUGCAGAGACUCACUUGAGCCCUGAGAAUAUCAACAAUACUGAAGUCACUGGUGACCUCGCUGAGACACAUGCCUUAGAAAAUGCUUCAGAAGACUCGGCCCCAUCUCCAGACUCCAAUAAAAGGUGCAGCACAGGGAAAGGCCGGAGGCUGUCAGGGCCAAGGUCCAGAGGGAGGGGAAGGAAGAAUAGGAAGGUUGGUGUUUCUGACUGUGACUGGCUCAGUGAGGAGCCUGGGGAGCAGACUGGAGGAACCACACCAGAGCUCUGUGAAGACCAAACCUCGACAAACCCACUGUGCCACACUGCACUCGAGCAGGCAGCGGUUGAUAUUGAACUUAAUGACGAGGCUCGUGCAGAUGCUCGCAGCACACACUCCGAUGGGAAAUUAGAAAGUCCUGCCGGUCCUGACUCCUUCCCAAUUUCAGGUGAAGAACUCAACUACUCGAAUCAGCAACACACGGCCGAGCAUUUUGGGAGAAACUCUGCUAACGGCCAAGUCAUACAGGAAAGGGAUGACCAGCCGAGCCAUGAAGUGGAGGAAAAGCGACAAGGAGACUGCACAGCAAAGCAGCAUGAUGGCAACAGCAGGUCAGGCUCCUGCAGUCAGGAGGAGGAGCGAGUGUUUGAUGAGGACCUGGCUCCCUGGCAAGCUGACUUUAACUUUGAAGACGUGUUUAAACCUGUUGCCACUAGAGGACAUCGGUCCGUGCGCCGCAGCCUUAGGAACCAGAGCAGCAUCGUCUCCAGCAGCGGUGGCGCGGGUCUCGCUUGGCUUCCUCGAACGUCCCCCGAGUCCAGUAAAGGGGCUCGUAGGAGAACCCGGGGCCGCCGGCUCAGUGCAGUUCAACCUGUCCAACCGUCAGCCUCUGACGAGACGCACGACGACGCUUCAUGAGACUUUACACUGAGGACACGAGCUGACCAGUAAAUUGUUGCCAAAUUACCUCCCGUAACCAAGCCAGUCAAUAACACUGAGAGAGCUCAGCAGUGAUGUCUGCUGACCACCACCUAAUCAAUAACCAAGCACUCCUCAGCUGGUAAUCGGAGUGCAUCUUCACUCUCCAUCUGCAAGGUGACUGGAUCAAGCAGGUCUGAGUCAAUAUCUCUUCUUUGUGGAUGGAUGAAGGUGGCCCUUUUUUUUUCCAGACGGGAGGGGGGGGGGGGUGUCGACGGAUCCAUGGAUAAAAUAAAGUGAAAAGCAGCAGAGAGAGAUCAAAAUAUAGGCUCUCACUCUUCUGUUUAAUUCUCUUGGACUGUUUUUUAAGUGCUCAGUGUUUUCAGCAAUGAAGAUGUUCCCGUUUGACUGCAUUAUCUGAGCUUUUAGGCGGUUGGUUUGUGACUGUGACAGCCUGUCAAACUAACAUUUUCUUGUAUAAUGCAACGAGGUAAAUACGAGUUGGCAUUUAAUGUGCAAGUGUUGGCUGAUGAGAUGCUUUUGGCAAAUGUGAAGUUUCUCCACCAAACAGUUUUCCCUUUAAACAUGUGAUUAAGGCUGGGGAGUCAAUUCAGACAAUAAAAC